This is a messenger RNA of Coregonus sp. 'balchen', 15080 nucleotides long. The record is from the annotation of a GenBank genome assembly. NCBI's taxonomy places the organism in Eukaryota, Metazoa, Chordata, Actinopteri, Salmoniformes, Salmonidae.
CUGCAGGUAAUCAAAGUGUAUACUGAGGACAAUACAAGUCGAGCAGUAGAGGUUCCGACUGACAUCACAGCCCGGGACAUAUGCCAGCUGUUUGUCCUGAAGAAUCAUUGCAUUGACGACCACAGCUGGACACUGUUUGAGCAUCUCUCCCAUCUAGGCAUAGGUAAGAUUUCAAUUCAAUACAACGUUAUUUAUCCCACCAGGGGCAAUUAAGAAAGAGAAGUCAGUUUUACAAGUACAGUAUCAGAUUACUGUGUAAUGAUGAUGGUGAUGAGGAUGUGCACAAUAUCUAGUUUAGUGAGUGCAGAACCCUAAACCGAACCCAGUUGUUUUACUCUUUCUGUGGCACACUGCAGUGUGAUUCUGCUCUUUGAAAAGAUACCACAAGUUGAUCAGCAAAGAGUUAAUCGUACAGCAACAGUGACUCCAAUCUUCCUACUGGUGUAGCCUUACCAUUUCUCAGCAGCAUAACUUAUCCAUCUGUUCUGUUCAUUAUUUCAUUGAGUCUUUAAAGCAUUGAUUUUGCUGGAGAUGUGCUGUUGUCAUUUAACCAGUUUAGUAAGGUGUGUCCUAAAGUCUGCAUUGUUCCUCUGAGUCUCUCCUUUUCUCCCUUUUUACUGUAAUGCGUAAUUUUGAAAACAUGUUUUGAGGUGAUUGAUAAUUCCACUCAGUAUAUGUCGUUAUAGGAAAAUGUGUUAAUUUUAGAUGAGCUAAACUGAACAAAAAUAUAAAUGUAACAUGUAAAGUGUUGGUCGCAUGUUUCAUGAGCUGAAGUAAAAGAUCCCAGAAAUGUUCCAUACGCACAAAAAGCUUAUUUCGGUCAAAUUUUGUGCACAGAUUUGUUUACAUCCUUGUUAGUGAGCAUUUAUCCUUUGCCAAGAUAAUUCAUCCACCUGACUGGUGUGGCAUAUCAAGAAACUGAAUAAACAGCAUGAUCAUUACACAGGUGCACCUUGUGCUGGGGACAAUAAAAGGCCACUCUAAAAUGUGCAGUUUAGUCAGACAACACAAUGCCACAGAUGUAUCAAGUUUUGAGUGAGCGUGCAAUUGGCAUGCUGACUGCAGGAAUGUCCACCAGAGCUGUUGCCAGAGAAUGUAAUGUUCAUUUCUUUACCAUAAGCCUCCUCCAAUGUCGUUUUAGAGAUUUUGGCAGUACGUCGAACCGGCCUCACAACCGCAGAUCACGUGUAACAACGCCAGCCCAGGACCUCCACAUCCAGCUUCUUCACCUGUGAGAUUGUCUGAGACCAGGCUCCCGGACAGCUGAUGAAACUGUGGGUUUGCACAACCGAAUAAUUUCUGCACAAACUGUCAGAAACAGUCUCAUGGAAGCUAAUCUGCGUGGUCGUCGUCCUCACCAGGGUCUUGACCAGACUGCAGUUCGGCGUCGUAACCAACUUCAGCAAAUGCUCACUUUCGAUGGCUACUGGCACGCUGGAGAAGUGUGCUCUUCACGGAUACAUCCUGGUUUCAACUGUACCGGGCAAUGGCAGACAGCGUGAAUGGCGUUGUGUGGGCGAGCGGUUUGCUGAUGUCAACAUUGUGAACAGAGUGCCCCAUGGUGGCAGUGGGGUUAUGGUAUGGGCAGGCAUAAGCUACAGACAACAAACACAAUUGCAUUUUAUAGAUGGCAAUUUGAAUGCACAGAGAUACCGGGACGAGAUCCUGAGGCCCAUUGUUGUGUCAUUCAUCCGCUGCCAUCACCUCAUUUUUCAGAAUGAUAAUGCACGGCCCCAUGUCGCAAGGAUCUGUAUAUAAUUCCUGGAAGCUGAACAUUUCCCAGUUCUUCCAUGCCCUGCAUACUCACCAGACAUGUCACCCAUUGAGCAUGUUUGGGAUGCUCUGGAUCAACGUGUACGACAGUGUGUUCCAGUUCCCGCCAAUAUCCAGCAACUUCGCAAAGCCAUUGAAGAGGAGUGGGACAACAUUCCAAAGGCCACAAUCAACAGCCUGAUCAACUCGAUAUGAAGGAGAUGUGUCGCGCUGCAUGAGGCAAAUGGUAGAUAUACCAGAUACUGACUGGUUUUCUGAUCCACUCCCUAUCUUUUUUUUAAAGGUAUCUGUGACCAACAUGUGCAUAUCUGUAUUCCCAGUCAUAUUCCCAGAAAUCCAUAGAUUAGGGCCUAAUGAUUUCCUUAUAAGAACUGUAACUCAGUAAAAUCUGUUGAAAUUGUUGCAUGUUGCGUUUAUAUUUCUGUUCAGUGUAUGCGGAAAAUACCAAUGACCCUUUGGAAAAUAAACUUGUGAAAAGAAUGUCAGCUAAAACAUGACCUCUUUUAUUCCAAUAGUCAAUUGUUUCCUGAUGAUGAAACAUUGAGCUAACAGGCUCCUAACUGUUGUCAUUAUAAAGAGGCCAUAAAAGUCCAACUAUAAAGAACUAGGGUUCCAAAAUUCCCAUGUUUUCCAGAAAUCCUGGUUAGUGGAUUCCUGGAUUUCCUGCUUAUUCACUCCUAAAUCCAGAAAUAUUCUAACCUGGAUUUCUGGAAAACCUAGUAACCAGUAUUUUGCAACCCUAUAAAGAACCUUACAUAUGACUACAUAGCAAGGCAUCUCAGCAUCUGUUUUGCCAUGUUAUAUCAUACUGACACAAAAGAUUGCUUUUCCAGUGCCUCUAUGCAGGCACCGGUUAUGUCCCAAAUGGCAACCUAUUCCCUUUAUAGUGCACUACUUUUGACUCUGCCAUUUGGGACACACAUUAGUUCCUCUCGACCUUUAGAGCCCUUUGAACCUCCUCUAACAAUCUCUGGUCUGAUUCACUCAUCAUCUUGGUCAAGCCAAAUAAAGCUUGUGCUUCUGUUAUAGAAGUAGUUGAAGUGCAUCUGCUUUCACUGAGUUUGUAAUGAAGUGCUACUCAACUUAGAUGUACAAUUCUUGCAUUAUUCGUUCUCAUUCUGUAAGCCCUUUCAGUGCUUAAUGCAGUGCUUGUGUGGAGAUGAAAUGGUACCUUUUUUUCCCUUCUCUAACGAUACUAGACUGAUGUUGCUUUAUUGGCUGUAAUAGACCCUGAGGGGGAUUGAGGUCUGAUGACCAUGCCCGCCUUGCCCCGACCGUGGUUAUAUUAUGGGAAUAACUCAGCCUCAAAUUGCUGUGCAGCAUUCCAGAUGACUGCCUCCAAACCGCUGCUUUCCAUUGGAACAGUUCAUAUGCAUUUGAGGUUCAAGGGAUUGAGUAAUGUUCAUUGAUCAAUUGAAAUAAUAAAUAUAGCUUUGAGCAACAAUGAACGGGAUUCACAGGAUGACAUAAAUUACACAAGAUCAGUUGGAUAACAAAGCACUCGAUCAUGUAGGAACUAUCUUCCUUUAUGUGCAAUCAGCAUUACCAUGUUUAUCUCUCAAUACCACAAGGAUGACGCAAGUGACGUUGUCUAGUGCGGUAGGUUGCGUCUUUGAGUGCAGCAGGUAAUAAUUUUUUAAUUAAUUACUUAAUAUAUUGAGUUUAAUAUAAAUAUAUAUAUACGCUGGCUGCGCAAGAGGUAGGACUUCCGGUUUCAAAUUUUCCCUAAUAAAAUAUCCACACUACGUUCAGACCAUAUAAUAGGGCAACAAUAUGUGAUUUAUACAGAUAUGUUUUACAUUGUUCGUCUGCAUAAUUUUAAUCUAACAUUCAUUUGCAAGAGACAAAGUCUACUUGAUCAAUAGUUAUUGCUCUAGUGUCCUAUGGUGCCACUGGUGCCAAUGACAUCUAUAGUGCCACCAAAUGGUCUGGUGCAGCCAUCUAAUGUUUUAGUGACUUUAUAUUCACACAGCUUUUAAGGAUGUAUACAUAAGGUUUACAUAACAAAUGUAAUGGCCCCAUGUCCAUCAGUUCAGUUCUUAUAGCCCUGGUGUGAUAUUGUGCCAUCUAGUGGUGUAGCGUGGCCGACUUUGAAUGCAUCAACAGUAGUGAGUCUAAAUACAAAAUCUGGACUGAAUCUGACGUAUGGUUCAUGAGGAGAAGAUGAUUGCAGAUGAUUUUGAGCAUUAGCGUUACAUACAGUGGGGAAAAAAGUAUUUAGUCAGCCACCAAUUGUGCAAGUUCUCCCACUUAAAAAGAUGAGAGAGGCCUGUAAUUUUCAUCAUAGGUACACGUCAACUAUGACAGACAAAAUAAGAAGAAAAAAAAUCCAGAAAAUCACAUUGUAGGAUUUUUAAUGAAUUUAUUUGCAAAUUAUGGUGGAAAAUAAGUAUUUGGUCAAUAACAAAAGUUUCUCAAUACUUUGUUAUAUACCCUUUGUUGGCAAUGACACAGGUCAAACGUUUUCUGUAAGUCUUCACAAUGUUUUCACACACUGUUGCUGGUAUUUUGGCCCAUUCCUCCAUGCAGAUCUCCUCUAGAGCAGUGGGCGCUGUCGCUGGGCAACACGGACUUUCAAGUCCCUCCAAAGAUUUUCUAUGGGGUUGAGAUCUGGAAACUGGCUAGGCCACUCCAGGACCUUGAAAUGCUUCUUACGAAGCCACUCCUUCGUUGCCCGGGCGGUGUGUUUGGGAUCAUUGUCAUGCUGAAAACCCAGCCACGUUUCAUCUUCAAUGCCCUUGCUGAUGGAAGGAGGUUUUCACUCAAAAUCUCACGAUACAUGGCCCCAUUCAUUCUUUCCUUUACACGGAUCAGUCGUCCUGGUCCCUUUGCAGAAAAACAGCCCCAAAGCAUGAUGUUUCCACCCCCAUGCUUCACAGUAGGUAUGGUGUUCUUUGGAUGCAACUCAGCAUUCUUUGUCCUCCAAACACGACGAGUUGAGUUUUUACCAAAAAGUUAUAUUUUGGUUUCAUCUGACCAUAUGACAUUCUCCCAAUCCUCUUCUGGAUCAUCCAAAUGCACUCUAGCAAACUUCAGACGGGCCUGGACAUGUACUGGCUUAAGCAGGGGGACACGUCUGGCACUGCAGGAUUUGAGUCCCUGGCAGCGUAGUGUGUUACUGAUGGUAGGCUUUGUUACUUUGGUCCCAGCUCUCUGCAGGUCAUUCACUAGGUCCCCCCGUGUGGUUCUGGGAUUUUUGCUCACCGUUCUUGUGAUCAUUUUGACCCCACGGGGUGAGAUCUUGCGUGGAGCCCCAGAUCGAGGGAGAUUAUCAGUGGUCUUGUAUGUCUUCCAUUUCCUAAUAAUUGCUCCCACAGUUGAUUUCUUCAAACCAAGCUGCUUACCUAUUGCAGAUUCAGUCUUCCCAGCCUGGUGCAGGUCUACAAUUUUGUUUCUGGUGUCCUUUGACAGCUCUUUGGUCUUGGCCAUAGUGGAGUUUGGAAUGUGACUGUUUGAGGUUGUGGACAGGUGUCUUUUAUACUGAUAACAAGUUCAAACAGGUGCCAUUAAUACAGGUAACGAGUGGAGGACAGAGGAGCCUCUUAAAGAAGAAGUUACAGGUCUGUGAGAGCCAGAAAUCUUGCUUGUUUGUAGGUGACCAAAUACUUAUUUUCCACCAUAAUUUGCAAAUAAAUUCAUAAAAAAUCCUACAAUUUUAUUUUCUGGAUUUUUUUUCUUCUCAAUUUGUCUGUCAUAGUUGACGUGUACCUAUGAUGAAAAUUACAGGCCUCUCUCAUCUUUUUAAGUGGGAGAACUUGCACAAUUGGUGGCUGACUAAAUACUUUUUUUCCCCACUGUAUGCAAAUAAUUAUUUGAUAAUGUUUUUUGAGAUAUCAAUACUAUAUUCCGUGUGGUUCAUCUUAGGGACGUCCAUGAUAGCGAUGACAAGUUUCAAGUUGAUAGGUCACUGUGGAGUGGAUUUACAGUGCUUUAAAUGGGCAUGUUAAAUCUGAUUUUUGAUUUAUCAAUAACUCAUCUUGACCAAUCCCUUAGCUUUUCCCAAACAAAGUUGAGGCAUGUACCAUGGACCUUCAUUCCACAUUUGGUGUCAUUUGGACGUAUGGUUCAUGAUAAUAUUUUUAUAGUAUCUACUGGUAUAGUGUGGCCAUCUUUGAAUGCAUCAACAUUAUUUUCUCAUGCUAUUUAGGGACGAGUCCAAAGACCAAAUUUGGAGUGAAUCUGACUUUUUUACAAUGGGUGGUUUGGUAUUCCCAUUGUUAGUCUAUCCUGCCCAUGAUAUACUAGACAUAUACUACACAUACUGUACACUGAGUGUACAAAACAUUAAGAACUCUUUCCAUGACACAGACUGACCAGGUGAAUCCAGGUAAAAGUCAUGAUCCCUUAUUGAUGUCACUUGUUAAAUCCACUUCAAUCAGUGUAGAUGAAGGGGAGGAGAAAGGGUAAAGAAGGAUUUUUAAGCCUUGAGACAAUUGAGACAUGGAUUGUGUAUGUGUGCCAUUCAGAGGGUGAAUGGGCAAGACAAAAGAUUUAAGUGCCUUUGAACGGGAUAUGGUAGUAGGUGCCAGGCACACUGGUUUGAGUGUGCCACUCAAUAUUAGGAAGGUGUUCAUAAUGUUUUGUACACUCAGUUUAUACUAGAAAACAUACACAUGGCCACAUUCAAUAAAAAGUGGCAUUGUUUAUGUCGUUACCUAGCAACGCACUACUAAUACUACUACUACUUUUACAGAUCCACUGUCUCAUCUGCCCAGCCAUGCAACUUAUAAACUUCAUCUCCACUGUAAAAAGCAUCUAGACAUUCUCUCCGACAUUUGCAACAUUGUUGCAAUAUUGAAAUUCGAUCUCCACUGUGUCCCAAAAUAAUGUCAUUUCGGUACGAGAUAGACAGGCAGCUUUCCUCAGCCAGUCAAUCCGCAUCAUUUUAUGGAUAUAUAAAUUAAAUGUCAAUGGAGAAACCGGUAAAACGAAAUGAAAUGGUGCUGGUUUGCGGUCUUUCCAGCUGAAGUGAUUGUGUUGGCUGUGUAGUUGGCUAGCUAGCAAUAGCAACCUGCAAAGUUCUGGAACUAUCAACCAGUGCUUGGGUAGUUUUUGACAGUCAAUACGAAAAUAACUAACGACCAUAUAACCCCAAAAAUUGCACUUGACAACCAGUGGUCGUGAAUGUAGCAUCAUGCUUUGUUGAAAAAUGUGUGGUUUGGGAAAUAAUCUUGCAUUUUUAAUGCUGGUAACCCAUUGUAUAACAGCAAUAAUACACUCAAGUCCAAUGCUUUUAAGCAUUAACGCUAUAUAGUCAAAAAAGUGAAUUCUUAUUACUUUCCUUAUUUUAAAAGAUAUCAAUGCCAAACGUAACAUGAUUUAUCAUGGUAAUGCCUUUGAUAACCCUAAAACGAUUCAAGUUGAUAGGCCAUUGUGGAAUGGAUUUACAAAGGAUUUUAAAUGGACACGUAAAAUCAGAUUUCCUGAUUCAUCAAUAACUCAGCCAUCUCUUAACCAAUACCUUAGCUUUUGUCAAACUAAGUUAAGAGAUGUACCAUGGGUCUACAUACCAGCGUUAUUUGAACUUAUGGUUACUGAGAAUACGUUUUCAAAAAUGUCCAAGAUGGAGGAAAAUCUCUCCCAAUGGACCUUAUGGGUCCUUGAGGCAAAUUUGUUCAGCAUGAGGAAAGACACCUACAUACACAUUUUAACUUUAACAAGUUACUUAUUGUUUCAGUGUGCCAAAUUAGGAAAAAAGUUACCAAUCUAUGCUUGAGUUAUUUGACCAUGUCAAAAAAAGAUUCUGACAAUAACAAUAAUUAUUUGUUGUCUUUGCUGUGAACCCCUAAUAAUACCCACAGAGCCAGGACUCAUACUGUAACUCCCACCUUAAGUUAUUUAUUAAUCUAUCUCUAGAUAAAGUGUUAAUAAUCAAUCUGCACAGUGUAAUGUUUUUAAAGGUAGCAAAGCACAUGCCCUGCUGUGACACAGGUCUGAUUGUACUGAAUGUGGGCCCUGGGCACUAAACGUGUUUAUAUUGCUUUUGUGAUUAUGAACAAAUAACCACUGUAAUGUACUGUAUGUGUAACGUGGUUAGUUAUGUUUCCACUUGCCACUGCAGAAAUGUGUAUUUAAUGUUUAUGUAUUCUAAUUGGUUGGUUUAAGUCAGAUGUCAAUAAGAGGUAAUGUCAUUGGCUACGCUUGCAGAUAGGGGGAGAUUGCGAACGUCAAUUCUUCCCAGUCUGAUAUUGACAUGCAAGCGGUAGGUCACGUUCUGAAAUACUGUAUGCUAAUUAAGCAUACAGUGCAUUCGGAAAGUAUUCAGACCCCUUGACUUUUUCCACAUUUUGUUACGUUGCAGCCUUAUUCUUAAAUUGAUUUAAUUGUUUUUUUUCCUCAUCAACCUACACACAAUACCCUAUAAUGACAAACAGGUUUGUAGAAAUCUUUGCACAUUUAUAAAAUAAAAACAACUGAAAUUUGACAUUUACAAAAGUAUUCAGAUCCUUUACUCAGUACUUUGUUGAAGCACCUUUGGCAGCGAUUACAGCCUCGAGUCUUCUUGGGUAUGACGCUACAUGCUUGGCACACCUGUAUUUGGGGAGUUUCUCCCAUUCUUCUCUGCAGAUCCUCUCAAGCUCUGUCAGGUUGGAUGGGGAGCGUUGCUGCACAGCUAUUUUCAGGUCUCUCCAGAGAUGUUCGAUCGGGUUCAAGUCCGGACUCUGGCUGGGCCACUCAAGGACAUUCAGAGACUUGUUUCUCACUUUCCUCUCUGUCCAUUUCUUCUGCUUGUUGUGGUCUCUACAUUGACAUUUCUUUCUCUUGUAUCUACCAGAAAGAAUCAUAGAAGAUCAUGAAUCUGUUAUGGAGGUGCUGUCCGGUUGGGGCAUGGACACAGACAGUCGGCUAUAUUUCCGGAAGAACUAUGCCAAAUAUGAAUUCUUCAAUAAACCGCUGGUAAGACGAGGGUGUGAUAUUAGCAAAGAAAUGUGUGUACUCAUUUAUACAUUAUACCACCUGUUUUCUUAAUGCACUCUGCUGGACCAAUAAGUAUUAGUUGAUGUAAAGAGCAUGUGUGUUGUUAUGACUGAUGUUGUUUUCAUGUUGAUAGGAUUCUUUCCCAGAUCACAUGGUGUCCAUAUCAAGUGAAACCAAUGGGAUGAUGAACCAUUCUCAGCUAAUACAGGUAUCCCUCAAGCUACAUUCUACAUGUACAGUAUCUUCACUUUAAAGUUACAGAUUUGGGGCCAGUUUCCUGGACACGGAUUAAGCCAAGUCCUGGACUAAUAAGCCCUUUCAAAGGAGAUUCUUCAGUGAGUUUGCUUGCAAGUCCAAGACCAGGCUUAAUCUGUGUCCAGGAAACCGCCCCUCAGUGUUGCUGCUACAGUAUUUAGAGACUAUUUUCUGUCCAACAGACUUUUCUCAACUCAAGCACUUGUCCAGAGAUCCAUGGGCACCUCCAUGCCAAAGAACAAGGCAGGAAGUCUUGGAAGAAGUUCUACUUUGUCUUGAGGAGGUCAGGUCUCUACUUCUCCAACAAGGGGACAUCAAAGGUCAGUCAAUAUCAUUGAUAUAUUAGUGUGCACUCAAGAAAUGUUUCUUAAGUAACUGUCAAGUUUUCCAGAUUUCAAUGAAACAUUAAUUCAUUACAAUAUGAAUGGAAUAGAUUUCCUUCCUAAAAUAAUUCUGUAUGUUAAAAAGCAAAAAGUAUGUUUUUGCAAAAAGCAACUAAAUUCAAGGAGAUAAUUUAACUUGUUUUCGCUGGCUGUCUAUGGGAUAAUUUGAUAAGUGUGUCAAUGUGCCAGCGUGGUGUGGUGUACAGUAGGGGACUAGCUAGCUCUAUUGUCCCCUGGCUGCUUUGUGGAACUGGUUGAGCUAGAUUUCCCUUUGGUCAGCUGGCAUGCCACUGCCAGGGACUGAGCCCUCAACACCCAAUGCUGACAGGUGAGGCUUAGACGUGCACAGCACUGUGCCAAGCCAACCACUUCUCCCUCUCCCAACAACAGAAGAGACUAGAGAACAAAAAGACUAGAGCACAAAAAGACUAGAGCACAAAAAGACCCAGGUUUGCUAUCUCCAAUAUAGGUGACGCAAUUAGUUAGAGAUGUUAGGUCUGACUUCAUUCUUUUAGUUUGAUAUGAAGUGAUUUAUGAUGUGUAAAUUGGUUUUGGCUACAUUUUUGGUUUGUGUCCUACACAUUGCCAGUCAGUCAGUCACCACAAACACAGACAACUAUACCUACCUGUUCUUUACACUGUGCGACAGAGAAGUGAGAAUGUUGUGUCGCAUUCCCACAACGUUUGAACAAUGGUUUGCUUUGUGCUUCUCUGCUUGGUAAAUCUCUUUUGCCUUGGCUCCCUGACAGUGUUCUUAUUGUAUAAAUAAAUCUCUUAUCACUUUGUCACAUAUUUGGUCCUAUCUCAAACACUAGCCACACCUACAGUGUAAUGGAUAGGGCAAGAUUAUUUGCUUGACUAUGUUGAAGUGUGCCAAAUUCGUCCCACCUCUCAAUUGUAAGGGGUCUGCAGCUAAAACAAUGAUCUCUUUUUAUUCUGUGAUCACAAUGGACCAGGUUGAUGUGAAUCUUUGUCCUAAAUGGCACCCUAUUCCCUAUUCAGUGCUCUUGGACUCAUAGGGCUCUGGUCAACAUUAGUGUGCUAUAAAGGGAGUAGGGUGCCAUUUGUGAGGGUGCCAUUUGUGAUGCAGACAAAAACUUCAAGCUAGUCCCUCUUUACUAUUGUCACAGUGACCAACAUACUACAGACUGGCAUUAUACCACAUGCCUUAACUGCUAGCUUUUCCUUACGCUGACCAGCCCACUAAGCUCACACAGAUGUACAUGUAUAAUGGCCAAGUGAUAUGACAUUGCAGUCUUUAUUUGCUUAGCAUCUGUCUUCACACUGGGCAGCCCUGCAUUGUUCACAUUUCUACCCUGAUCCCUCAUAUAGUUGGAUUUGUAAUGGAACUUGAGUCUACUCUACAGUGGAAUGCGAGAACCCAACCCUUCAUUGCAAUGGAGCAUAGGGGGGGAUAAUGUGACGUAAAGGGGACACUGAAAGGCAUGUGGAGAUUUGAGACAUUUCUACAUUUCCUGCAUUGUUCACAUUUCUACCCUGAUCCCUCACAUAGUUGGAUUUGUAAUGGAACUUGAGUCUACUCUACAGUGGAAUGCGAGAACCCAACCCUUCAUUGCAAUGGAGCAUUAUGUGUUGGGGGGGGGGAUAAUGUGACGUAAAGGGGACACUGAAAGGCAUGUGGAGAUUUGAGACAUUUCUUGUUUUCUAUUCACAGGAACCAAGGCAUCUCCAGUUCAUUGCUGAGUUCAGUGACAGCGACGUCUACACGUUCCUAUCAGCGAGAAAGAUACACGGAGCGCCUACGGACUAUGGCUUCUGUGUCAAGGUACUUUUACUUUCUCUAUCUAUAAACCUAUAUUUGGUGUUUUCUGUAAAGGUUUUAACAUGUUAAGUUAUUCAAUUCAAUAUAACUUUAUUUAUCCCAUCAGGGACAAUUAAGAAAGGCAAGUCAGUUCCGAGUUAUGUUUGGUAAACUCAUGCUUUCUCUUCAUGAUGAUCCUCCACUCCAGUCUACUAAGUGUGGCUCUCCACGAGACCUCAAGUUGUUGUGUGCAGAUGACGAGCAAACCAGAACCUGCUGGGUCACUGCCAUGCGCCUCUUUAAGGUACAGUCACCAUGCUGCCCCCCUUAUCACAUCCAAACUCUGUCUAGUGUCUACACAUCUAAAGGCUUGCCUUUUGAAACAUGCUCAUGUUUUGUGUUGCAGUAUGGGAUGCAGCUGUACCAAAACUUCAUUCAACCACACCAGAAACAGAAAACUUCACCUAUGGUAAGUGAUGUGUAAAUACCAAUGUGCUGAUACACAGUUUAACAGCACAUGACACAGGACACACAGUCAGUAUUCAUACUGGAUUCAUUUUCCAGAAUAAUAUUUCCCCCUCAAAUGCGAGUAUUCUGUAUGAGUAAACACAUGUUCUAUUAUGGGCACUGGAACAUCCAGCCUGUCUCCUCUAAAAAUAACCGUAGAUCAGCUGCUCUCAGACUUAACAACUCGUCACCCCUGCUUUGCUGUCAGAAGAACGCAAAGAGUGUCUAGGCAUGGGGCUGGGACCCUGAGCUCAGUGCUGCACAGGGAAGGGCUAGGAUGCAUCUCAAAUAGUGUACUUUUUUUACUAAGGCCCUAUGGGAUACCCUAUGGUCCCUGGUCAAAAGUAGUGCACUAUAUAGGAAAUAGGGUGCCAUUACGGACACACACUUAGACUAACCCUCUGGGAACAGGCUUGCUUAAUCUCCUUUACCCUGGCAUACAGCUGUUAUAGCCUAGAUCAUGACAUGCCGUAAGACUAGCCCACCAGACAAAGAAUCAAAUCACAAUGAAACCAAACCAAGGAAAGGAGCAAUCAGUUUGUUUGCACAAUGAUGCCUGGGAGCCCCAGAAUUAUCUUUACAUCGUCUGAAUGGACCCAGACCAUUCAGAGAGUCUUAGAAGGAUUGGAAUGUUUCUAUCCUUAAAGUAAACAGUAGUCACUUUGUGACGACUGCCCUUAAGGAUCCUGAGGUUAGGGGUGAUAGAGGGGCAAACCAUGGCAAUUUAAAGGCCUCUCACUAAUCCUGAUAAGAAGUAUUUUCUUUUGAGUUUGAUUAUUUAAAACCAGUGACUAUGACAGCUUAAGGGACUAUAAUCAAUGCUAUGUGCCCAUGUGUCGUUCUAUUCGUAACCCCUCUAAUCCCCAUUCACUGGAGCACAUUCUGCUCGGAAUCAUCUAGAAAUUAUACUCAGUCACACUUCUCAGACACUAGAUAGCAGCACUUCUGUAUAAUUUUUUACACUGUAUACUCAUAAUAAUGUAUACUACCUCAAACAUUAUGUAUAUUUCAAGAGAAGUAUCUCAGAGAACUCCUUGGUGGCCAUGGACUUCUCAGGACACAAGAGCCGGGUGAUCGAGAACCCAUCGGAGGCGCUGUCCGUAGCCGUGGAGGAAGGGCUCUCAUGGAGGGUAGGCUAUUGGUUCGCUCUCUGACAUCAUUUCUCUCUACUCAGCACUGUGACACUGGUCCUGCAAUAACACAUAAAGGAUUAUUUUACCAUGACUGAAUACCUGACAACAGAUGCUUUAUUAAUGCCCAAAAUUUGACGCGUCAGUUGUAUAAGGUAUGAAAUGAUGGUGAACCAAUGUGAAAAUAGUCCAAGCAUGUGACACUUGAACUGUUCUUCACUCUCUCCCUUCAGAGGAAAAGCUGCCACCGUCUGAGCUCCCAUGGAAGCCCGUCCACCUCUCAGAGUCCCAUGUCAAACAUAGGUUAGUAGAAGGCCACUUUCAACAUGCAAGCAGCAACUCCCAGGAAUGCAGCCACAGCCACAUGACUCUCCUAACCAGAUACAAUGUGCUUAAUGACUCAGCCACUAGUGUCGUGUCCUCUCCCUCUGAAACAUGGGUCGUAUUCAUUAGUGCACACCGUAGCAAUACGUUUUUGGCGGCAGGUAGCCUAGCGGUUAGAGUGUUUGGCUGGUAUCCGAAUGGUCGCUAGUUCGAAUCCCCGAGCUGACAAGGUUAAAAAUCUGUCUGUGCCCUUGAGCAAGGCGCUUAACCCUAAUUCUUCCAGGGUUGCCGUAGAUAAUGGCAGAGCCUGGCCAUGACCCCACUCUCUGAGGAUGUCUCAGGGAGAGUUCACAUAUGCGAAAAAACAUUUCCAAUUCCCAUAUGUGUGUUAAUACACACUUGUACGUGUGUGAAAUAGGACAAAUAUAAGCACCCAUCAAAUGUAUUAUUUUGCAACGGCUAAUUAAAACAAGCAUUUUUUAUUGGACAAGUUCAGGUAGUCACUCACUGUUUCUGUAUGUUUUCUUCUGUUUGGUGCCUAAUGAAAAUCACCAUAGUCGUCCUGUGUGUUUUGCAGCUCUCCAUAUGGCCCAGCCCUGGUUCCACAGCAAAUUGUCCAGAGACGAAGCACACCUCUUAAUCACUCAACAGGGUCUGAUUGAUGGGUGAGCAGCAUCAGGCACUUUUCUAUGCGUGUUUUGAAACUGCAAGCUAGAGAGUUUACGUAUGGAUUUUAUUGUAGUGUAAUUUACACUUACCAGACAGAAAUACGUUAACAAAAAUGUCCCAAGUUGUUCCUGAAGAAACUGAGAGACUUUUCUUUGUUUUCAGAGUAUUUAUUCUAAGGGACAGCCAAAGCAACCCCAAUACAUUUGUACUGUCACUGUGUCACACACAGAGAAUCAAACACUUUCAGAUCUUACCGGUGAGUAUAACCCUUUGUUUUGGUAUAUGCACUUCUCUUCUCUUUUAGACAACAUCUUGUUCAAGCUUGUGUGUUUGUGUGUGUUUGCGUGCAUGUGUAAGGUGGAUGAAGAGGGGGAAUUGUUCUACAGCCUAGAUGACGGUCAUACGCGCUUCACUGAUCUGAUCCAGCUAGUGGACUUCUACCAGCUCAACCGUGGGGUGCUGCCCUGCAAGCUCAAACACCACUGUGCCAGGAUCACCCUCUGAGGGUGCAGGGGUCUCCUAGGGCCCCAUACAUACAGAAGCACCUUAAUCACAGCCAAUGCCUCUCUGGAGAACCAACCACCCAUGCAUCCCUCACUCCCUCCUAUGCCUUGGACAGGAGACACAGAGAACACCUCCAGACAUAAGCGAACUGAAACCACUUAUCACCCACUACAAUCCAUUAUCUUGGAGAAAACUGUGGUAAUCAGUCUUUGUAAUGAUUUUACUUUUUAAUAAAAUAUUAAAUAGGUGUUAUGAUUAAAAAUACAUGACGAAAUUGUGUCAUACAUGACCAGAGGUGUUGAGAAAUCUGGUGUUGGAAAAAAGUGAAUCGACUGUAGAAUUGAUGUGACUGAGAGGGCUCUACUGCGAGCCUAUUGGUUGGCCCUGUAUGUUAGCCCAGGUGUGGUGACGAAUCACAAACAUCACAGGGACUCAUGUGUCGAGUCCAAACUUCAGUUAAUAUACUGUAUAUAAUGUGGAGCUGAUCAUGUUUGCAUUGUGUAUCGGCUCACUUGCUUGUUACAACUCUAUGGGAAUGAACAUCUACUGUAGCCAACGGUUGAAACCGUAGAGCGAGAGCUGAUAUUUGACAAUGUGUGUUCACACCACGUGAAUAGAAUGACCAGUGUGGUACAGCCAUAAUCAAUGUGCAUUAUCGGCACAGUUAAACUGAACCUGGUAAUUUGUCAGUAGAAGGGGAUCACUACUAUCAGAUGAGACAAGGCAUGAUGGGAAAUGUAGUAUGUAGGCUCCAGAGGAGGCUGGUGGGAAGAGCCAUAGGAGGACAGGCUCAAUGUAGUUGAUGGAAUGGAAUCAAUGGAAUGGAGUCAAACAUGUGGUUUCCAUAAGUUUGAU